AUGGCUUCACGUUACGCAAAAAGAUUACAAAAAGAAUUAUUAGAUUUAAAGAGUAAUCCACCUUUUGGUGUUUCAGUAAUGGAGGGUGAAAAUUUAGAUAAAUGGGUUAUUGCAAUUUUUGGAGCACAAGAUUCAAUUUAUGAAGGUGAAAUUUUUAAUUUACAAUUUAAAUUCUCUCCAGGUUAUCCUUUAGAAUCACCUGAAGUUAUUUUUAUUGGUCCACCACCAAUCCAUCCACAUAUUUAUAGUAAUGGUCAUAUUUGUUUAUCAAUUUUAUAUGAUAAUUGGAGUCCAGCAUUAACAGUUUCAUCAGUUUGUUUAAGUAUUCUCAGUAUGUUAAGUAGUUGCACAGAAAAAACACGUCCAAUAGAUGAUUUAAAAUAUGUUUCAAGAGUACAAGGAAAAUCACCAAAAGAUGUUCGUUGGUCAUUCCAUGAUGAUUCAGUUUAA
Messenger RNA from Dictyostelium purpureum, 450 nucleotides. RefSeq lists its product as uncharacterized. The record is from RefSeq and is a predicted model, not a curated record. Lineage: Eukaryota; Evosea; Eumycetozoa; Dictyosteliales; Dictyosteliaceae. The transcript has 3 exons. The coding region runs from base 1 to 450 and encodes 149 amino acids.